This is a messenger RNA of Oncorhynchus gorbuscha (pink salmon), 2367 nucleotides long. RefSeq names its product calpain-2 catalytic subunit-like. Bases 190 to 2259 code for a protein of 689 amino acids. Lineage: Eukaryota; Metazoa; Chordata; Actinopteri; Salmoniformes; Salmonidae. The transcript has 22 exons. Gene Ontology annotation, cellular component: cytoplasm. Gene Ontology annotation, biological process: proteolysis. Gene Ontology annotation, molecular function: calcium-dependent cysteine-type endopeptidase activity; calcium ion binding. The record is from RefSeq and is a predicted model, not a curated record.
GUUGAGGGGGAAAAAACUCGCACUGACUUGUAGUCAAGAGGCAGACAGACCACGCCUGAAAAAACAGGGGCGUAGAAGGAAUUUAGACUUUUCCACCAGUGAAACACAUCCCAACUAUUUUCCUCUUUUCACUGUGUCGACGCAGUCAGCCACCCGAACCGACAGAGGAGAAGGAAAAGGACUUACACAAUGGCUGGGGUGGCAUCAACGUUGGCCAAGAAGAGGGCUUUGGCCGCAGGAUUUGGCACUAAUGCCAAUGCGUCGAAGUACCUAAACCAAGACUUCGAGUCUCUCAGGAGCGAGUGUCUGAGUAGAGGUUCACUUUUCACGGAUUCCACUUUUCCAGCCGAACCUGCGUCCUUGGGAUUCAAUGAGCUCGGACCGAGAUCUUCCAAAACCAGAGGUGUGCAAUGGAAACGACCUGGGGAGCUGGUGUCCAGCCCAGAGUUCAUCGUUGGUGGAGCCUCGAGAACCGACAUCUGCCAAGGCGGCUUGGGUGACUGCUGGCUCCUGGCAGCCAUCGCCUCUCUGACCCUGAAUGAAGAUGUGAUGGCCCGGGUUGUUCCUGCAGGACAAGGCUUUGGACGUGGAGAGUACGCUGGGAUCUUUCACUUCCAGUUCUGGCAGUUUGGUGAGUGGGUGGACGUGGUGAUUGACGACCGGCUGCCGGCGAAGGAUGGAGAGCUGUUGUUUGUUCACUCAGCUCAGGGCUCUGAGUUCUGGAGCGCCCUACUGGAGAAGGCCUACGCCAAGGUGAAUGGAUGCUAUGAGGCUCUGUCAGGGGGCUCCACCACUGAGGGCUUUGAGGACUUUACAGGAGGGAUAGCAGAGAACUAUGACCUGAAGAAGGCUCCCUCCAACCUGUUCCAGAUUAUCAGGAAAGCCCUGGCCUCUGGAGCUCUGCUGGGCUGCUCCAUCGAUAUCACCAGCCAGGCAGACUCGGAGGCCAUCACCUAUCAGAAGCUGGUGAAAGGACACGCCUACUCUCUGACCGGGGCUAUCGAGGUGAACUACCGUGGCCAAUUGAGUGUAACAGGUGGUUCUUCUCUCUCUUUCUCCAGCUCCUCUGAGUGGAACAACGUGGAUGUUUCUGAGCGGGACAACGUGAAGGCAGACGAUGGAGAGUUCUGGAUGUCCUUCUCUGACUUCACGAGGCACUACCAUCGUCUGGAGCUCUGCACUUUGACCCCUGACACACUGACCACUGAUGACAUUAAACACUGGAGCGUGUCUAACUACGAUGGGGCCUGGAGGAAAGGAUCAACCGCAGGAGGAUGCCGGAACAACCCCUACACGUUCUGGAUGAAUCCCCAGUUCAAGAUCAAGCUGGAGGAAGAGGAUGACGACCCGGGGGAUGAUGAGGUGGGCUGUAGCUUCGUGGUGGGACUCAUUCAGAAGAACAGAAGACGGAUGAGGAAAGCAGGAGAGGACAUGCACACCAUCGGAUUCGCCAUCUAUGAGGUGCCAGAACAGUUCCACGGCCAGCGGGAGGUCCACCUGGAUAAGAACUACUUCCUGUCUCACGCCCAGACGGCCCGUUCGGAGACCUUCAUCAACCUGAGAGAGGUCAGCACCCGCUUCAAACUGCCCCCAGGAGAGUAUCUCAUAGUCCCCUCUACCUUCGAGGCCAACCUGAACGGGGACUUCUGCCUACGAGUGUUCUCCGAGAAACAGGCCGAGACACUGCCCUGUGACGACCCUGUUAAGGCAGAACUAGAGGAUGAUACAGUACCCGAGGGGGAGGUUGAUGCUGGCUUCAGAGGCCUGUUCACUAAGCUAGCUGGAGAUGAUAUGGAGAUUUCAGCAUCUGAGCUCAGGAGUAUUUUCAACAAAAUCGUUGCUAAGCGAACGGACAUAAAGACCGACGGCUUCAGCCUGGACACAGCCAGAAUCAUGGUCAACCUCAUGGACGACAGUGGUAAUGGCAAACUGGGGCUGGGAGAAUUUGCAACACUGUGGAAGAAGAUUCAGAAAUACCUGUCCAUCUAUAAGAGCAAUGACAUGGAUGGGUCUGGCUGUAUGAGCACACCAGAGAUGAGGAUGGCCUUGAGCAAAGCAGGUUUCAGCCUGAACAACACUCUCCACCAGGUUUUGGCAGCUCGGUAUGGAGAGGCCGACAUGACCAUUGACUUUGAUAACUUCGUGGCUUGCGUCAUGCGCCUGGAGAUGAUGUUCAAAGUCUUCAAGAAGCUUGACAUGGAUGACACUGGUUUCAUUGAAUUGGAUUUCUUCCAGUGGUUGUCAUUUUCCAUGAUCUAGAAGAUGGCAGCACAAGACCUGUUCUCUCAGACUGUUCUCUCUCUGACUGUUCUCUCUCAGACUGUUCUCUCUGACUGUUCUCUCUGACUGUUCUCUCUCAGACUGUUC